UCCUCUUCAUGUCGUACUACACUAGCCCGAGACGCACGGGGCUGCCCCGGACGGUGCUGCGCUGGCUGCAGAGUCUCGACCUCACCUUCUCGCCGACGCAUUUCCGUAGGGAUUUUUCAAAUGGCUUCCUCAUCGCUGAAAUAUUCUCUUGGUAUUACCCAGAAGACAUUCAAAUGCAUUACUUUGAAAAUGGCAUCUCUCUAGCUGUCAAACUCAGCAACUGGUCGCAGCUCGGAAAGUUUUUUUCAAAAAGAAACCUAAAGCCCAUACGAGAGUUAAUUGAUGGGACAAUUCAUUGUAAACCAGGAGCUGCAGAAAUAUUUGUACAAGACAUUUAUACAAUGCUGACAAACAGGCGGAUAAAACACAUUCAGGAUGAAGAGAUUGACUUUACAGAUCGUAUUUAUCAAGAAAAGUUACCAAUGGUUGCUAGAUCAACUGCUUCAAGGGCUAUUAAAACCAACAUUAAGCUAACAGAACUAAUGGUGGAGCCCAAUGUCCAGAAAAACAGACAGAAGAUUAAUGCCAUCAUCAACAUGCAUAUGCAGCGAAGGCGGCUCGACAGAGAACAAGAUCCAGCACGAUUUGGUAUUAAACCAACAUUGGGAGAACGUGCUGUUCGUCGUCCUUCUAUUUUGGCUCCUUCCUUGAGUACAAUUCAUCUUCAAAAGGAAAAAUCUAUUCCUGUGCCAAGUAGUAUAGCAUCCACAGAGAUCAGAGGCAAAAUGGGUGUUCAUUUCAAAACCAUGCAAGUGAAGCAAGCUGAGAGAUGCCCUUUCGAUGUGAAUAUAAAUGCUGAAGCUCCAUGCACCCAUUUUAAAGGACUGUAAUUAGAGAAAGAAAUCAAACCUGCUUUUUACUACAACAGAUGCAUUAUGACCAAGUUUCUGCCAUAUUGAGGAACAUAAGGCUUACUGGUAUGCUCAACAAAGCAUUAAUCCUGGGAGAAUACAUACGAAGAAUUUGACAUAAGAAAACUGCAUUAAAAGAUUACCAAUGCUUUUUACACUUCUCUUUACUGGAAACUUGAACAUUUGACAUAUUCUAAUGGAUAUGUUUUCUAAACACCAGCAUGUGUCCAGCCUUGUACUCUUAGGUAAUGUGAGAUUAAUAAAACUGAUUAUUAGGGUAAUCAGAGACUCAUUGUCAAACACUUAAUGUUUUUCUUAAAAUUUGAAUAAAAUAAUGUUUUG
Elgaria multicarinata webbii is the source of this 1193-nucleotide messenger RNA. It is a transcript of the gene SPATA4, whose product is annotated as spermatogenesis associated 4. The record is from RefSeq and is a predicted model, not a curated record. Lineage: Eukaryota; Metazoa; Chordata; Lepidosauria; Squamata; Anguidae. Gene Ontology annotation, molecular function: microtubule binding. The transcript is spliced from 6 exons. The coding region runs from base 9 to 830 and encodes 273 amino acids. Gene Ontology annotation, biological process: regulation of cytoskeleton organization. Gene Ontology annotation, cellular component: axoneme.